Messenger RNA from Saprolegnia parasitica CBS 223.65, 1155 nucleotides. RefSeq lists its product as hypothetical. Lineage: Eukaryota; Oomycota; Saprolegniomycetes; Saprolegniales; Saprolegniaceae. Gene Ontology annotation, cellular component: COPII-coated ER to Golgi transport vesicle; endoplasmic reticulum. The coding region runs from base 1 to 1155 and encodes 384 amino acids. The record is from RefSeq and is a predicted model, not a curated record. The transcript is spliced from 8 exons.
AUGCUGCGCCAGCGCACCGUCGCCAAGGACGAGGACGCGGACCAUGGCUUCAGCACGAGUCGCAUGCUCAAGAAGGUUGACGUCUACCCGAAGCUCCAUCGUGAGUUCAAGGUGCAGACCGAGACCGGCGCCACAGUGUCACUCGUCGCCAUGGUGGUCAUGGUCAUCCUCUUCCUCUCGGAGCUGAGCCACUACCUUACAGUGGACCGCCACGAGCACAUGGUCGUCGACACGUCGACGAACGAGAAGCUCCUCAUCACGUUUGACAUUAGCUACCCGGCGCUCAACUGCCGCGAGGCGCACAUGAACUCGAUGGACGUGGCGGGUGAGCUCCAGGUCAACUUGCACAACACAGUCUUCAAGACGCGGCUGGCGCCGGACGGGACGCCGAUUGGGAAGGCGAUCUCGCACGUCCCGAACGGCGCCGAGGUGCCCGCGACGCUGCCGCCCAACUACUGCGGCAGCUGCUACGACGCGCUGCACCCGACGGGCACGCUGUGCUGCAACUCGUGCGACGAAGUCAAGGAGGCGUUCAUGUUUAGCGAGAAAUCCCUCGAGGAAGCCGAGGCUACCGAGCAGUGCAUGCGCGAGGCCGGGAAGGAGGAAAGCGAGUCCAAGGAUGGUGAAGGCUGCCGUCUCCAUGGCACGAUGGCCGUGAACCGCGUGGCAGGCAACUUCCACGUCGCACUCGGCCGAACCUUCCACCGCCAGGGCCGGCUCGUGCACCAGUUUGUGCCCGGCCAGCAGUACUCGUACAACGCAUCGCAUGUCGUGCACAAGCUCUACUUUGGCACGCCGUUUCCCGGGCAGUCGAACCCGCUCGAUGGGAUGACCAAGGCGGGCGCUGUCUACCAAUACUAUUUGAAGAUCGUGCCCACCAUUUACGACGACGGGUACGGCAGCGUCCAGUCCAACCAGUUUUCGUACACGCAGCAAACGCGGUUCCUCAACCCGUACGGCCAAAUGACGGUGCUUCCAGGCGUCUUUUUCAUCUUUGACAUUUCGCCCUUUAUGGUGCAAAUGGACGCGGCCCGCGUGCCGUUUACGCAUUUUCUCAUGCGUGUCUGCGCCAUUGUCGGCGGCAUGGUCUCGAUUGCGGGCUUUCUCGAUGCGUUCCUGUACCAUUACGGGUCGUCGCCCAAGGCAGCGUUGUAG